GUAGUCUCUGUUAAGUAUUAAGUGGGGGAGGGGCGCCAAGUUAUGAUUCAUAUAUCGCUGUCCUGGGCUUGGAAUUUAGUCUGUGACUAAUUCAAACUUAACCCAAGACCGUUGUCAAGAACCAUAUUGCCUGGUGUUUAUUAUAAAAUUAAGCAAAUAGUUAUACCGUUUGAAUCCGGAAUCAUCGCAAUGGUCCUCGAAACAGCACCUCACAAUUGGUAUAGAGAUGAGUUUCUAGUCUCAACCGAACCGCUGCUCGUUCAAGUUGAUGCAGUCAAUGAAGCGCUGAACUCGGAUCUGAUGUGGUGGGCACAGGGGCUGCCACGGGACAUAAUCAAAAAGGCGCUUCAUAAUUCUCUGUGUUUUGGACUAUACGUGCUUCCUAAAUCCACUUCGGAGAUGGCUGGCCAAAGCAGCCCCAAGCAGGUCGGGCUUGUGAGAGUGGUGACUGAUGAUGUCACAUUCGCAUAUCUUACUGAUGUAUACAUCUUGCCUGAGUAUCAGGGGAAAGGCCUCGGCCGUUGGAUGAUGGAGUGUCUCAACGAAGUUAUCCAAGGCUGGACACAUCUACGGCGGUUUAUGUUCUUGACUAGCGAUAGGAUGGAUCUAUAUCGCAAAUACCUCGGCGCUAAGGAUUGGCACGAGUGUGAUACGAAGGGCAUUUCUAUCGGGUUGAUUGAGGGACCUGCAGCUCAGCAUCCAAAACAUGCCUAGCACAGUCCGAG
Messenger RNA from Daldinia vernicosa, 725 nucleotides. RefSeq lists its product as uncharacterized. Gene Ontology annotation, molecular function: acyltransferase activity, transferring groups other than amino-acyl groups. NCBI's taxonomy places the organism in Eukaryota, Fungi, Ascomycota, Sordariomycetes, Xylariales, Hypoxylaceae. The coding region runs from base 190 to 714 and encodes 174 amino acids. The transcript is spliced from 2 exons. The record is from RefSeq and is a predicted model, not a curated record.